Molecule: messenger RNA, 501 nt
Organism: Colletotrichum godetiae
Lineage: Eukaryota; Fungi; Ascomycota; Sordariomycetes; Glomerellales; Glomerellaceae
Exons: 1
Coding region: 1-501 (166 amino acids)
Source: RefSeq, a predicted model, not a curated record
AUGUGGAAGGAGCGAAAGUACGAUCUGAUCCAUUCUCGAGUGAUCGGGUACAUAGAAAACUGGCCAGAAUAUCUCAGGAACGUGCAAAGUUGCCUUGCAACUGCAGGUGUGCUCCACAUAGAAGUAGUCGAGAUGAUUCCUUUCACCGACGAGGGUAGCCUGCCCGAAACAUCCCCUCUCCUGAAACUAUCUCGGAUCUUGUACGAACCUUCAGAAAUAUCAGAAGAACACAUCGGUCACGGUUCCUCCAAUAUCGAACGUGAUCUAAAAAAGAUCGGCAUGCAACCAAAAAUCGAACACCGCAAGCUUCCCGUCAAACAUCAUAAGGAUGAAAAAAGACCUCAACUGGAAGAUUGGCUUGCAUCGACAAUGAUCCAGUUCAUAGUAGCAAAUGUAGCUAUCGCGAACGAAGGGUCUGCACGGCCUGGUUUGGAUGAUGAGCUUGUGAAAGCAGCGAUAUUGGAAAUCUCCCAGACUUUCUUUCAUGCGUAUUGCAAUUAG